AUGUUUUUUGAAAGAUUAGUUUGGUAUUUAUUAAUUGGAUUUGUUGUAUACUUGGGAGUAAAAUUAUUUGUUUACAUAAAAGUAAAGAGAUUUGUUAAUCCGGUAAAGGGUGUUAUGAAUGGCACCAACCCAAUAUCAUAUUAUUUGGAAUCACUGUGGGAAAAACCAUUGUAUUUAGAUACCACACCAAUUUCACCUUCUUGGAAGCCAUACACAGUUGGUUCUAUCAAAGAUAUCUGUAGUUUUGUCAAUUCCAAUCCCAUUCGUCAUUCAAAUAACUCACCUAUAACUACAAAUUCUGAUAUUCCAAAGUUAGAGUUGAAUCCAGAGUCUUCUGACGAUGGAAGUGGUAUUGGUCGUAGUAAUAGCAGUAAUAGCAGUAGUAGCAAUGAAGAAUCAACAAAUUCAUCAGCUAAAUCAUCGACAACAUCAUCUCCAAUAUUAUUAUCAAAAACAACAACAACAACAGAACAGCAACAUCAACAACCAUUUGUACCAAAGUUAAAACCUUUUGUAUUUCAACAAGAGAAACAACUAGAACAACAACAACAGCAGCAACAGCAGCAACAACAACCUAUAAAGAUACUAACUGUACCAAAGAUUGUUCAUCAAGAUAAUAACAAAUCACCGUUGUGUCCAAAGAUGAAAAGAGAUUUGCUUUCACCAGAGAUAGCAAGUUCACCUGUUGACUUGGGAAUGAACUUUGGUGCACCAAAGUUUGUAUUGACAGAUUCAUCGGAGGAUGAUAGCGAGACACAAUCUACAUCCAAUUUCAAGUCUACGAUGGAUCCUACAGGUAUUCUAAGGAGAAGAUUAGCAAGAGCAAGAAUUGCAUCGGUUGCAAAGCAUAAUAAUGGUAGUGAUAGUAGUGAUAGUAGUCCUGUUGAAUCACGUCGUUCAAAACCAACAGUAGCAACAACAACAAUAGAUCAAAAUCAAUCAUUAAGUAAAAGUAGUGAUAGAAUUAGACAAAUAUUGAUGGAGAAUAAUAAUCAUAGUAAUAAUAAUACUUCACCAGUGAAAACAACAAAGAAGAAUCAACAACAUCAUACACGUACAAAGACACCGUAUCCAUCACCUUCGUCAUCACCACUCUCACGAUCACCAACGGAUAUCACCCGUGUCUUUAAGAAGUCAUCGAUUUUGAAACCACAUAAAGUGAGAAUGUAUUACGAUCCAUACGACGACCGUCUUCAAGCACAGCGAAAAACAACACAUCUACCUCCAGCGAAUCGAUAUAUCAAGAGAAGCCACUUGUCUGUAUCGUCGUGUGAAUCUCAAUACUCUGACGAUGGCAGCGAAGACACCAAAGAGAGUAGAGAACGAUUCGUUGGCAAGCCAGGCAUCAGAUACAAAUGGUUUGCGUUGAAUCCAAUGGUGGAGAUCACCGAUUUCGAUGCGAUCAAACACGUCUUUAGAGAUCAGAGUUCGAUGUACGGACGUUUCUGGACCUAUGGAAAGUGUCCAAUCAUUCACGAGCGUGGCGGUCAGAUGAAGCGUGUCUUUAGAAUCUUCUCUGGUUGUCUCAACGACGACGAGUAUCUCGUGAGAAUACUUCCAGUGAUCAGAGAUGAAGGUGCUAAAUUCGGAUCGUAUCUCUUUGAGAAUAGAGAUUGUGUAUUUAAAUUAAGUAAAUUUGUAAAACAAGAUAUGUUGUCAUGUUUGGCAAGAACAUAUUUAGGAUCAGAACCAGAAGCUUUGGAGUGUUUGGAAGCAAACUUUUUCUUCUUUAAUAAGAAACGAACCAGUUUCAUCCAUUAUCUAUUUCCAUUUUUAUUAAAUUUACCAACAGAAUAUUCUGAAAAAUAUAAAGUUAUGAAGCAAAGAAGAGGAUUCUUUCAAAUGCUGGCAAUGAAAUCAUAUUAUAAUACAUUAGACCCAGAAAACGAAGCAUUAAAUGGUCCAAUAGAAGAUUCACUUGUUAAUUUCCUUGCAGAGGAGAGUUCAAAGGAUAAGGAAGGUUUAACUAUUGAAGAGAUUCAAACAAGUAGUUAUUUAGUUAAUUCAUCAUCUGUUACUUCACCAAUCUCUGUUCUACAGAAUCUAAUGUAUAUUUUGAUGAAAUAUCCAGAGGUACAAAAGAAGUUAAAGGAAGAGAUUGACUAUGUAUUCAAAAAGAAUGGUCGUACCGUUCAUAAUUUCAACUUGACUGAAGUCCGAGAGAUGGUGUACCUUGAUUUGGUGUUGAGAGAGGUCAUUCGAUUGUUUCCACCUUACCCAUGGUUAAUUCCAAGGGUUGCAAUGGAUAAUGAUAGAAUAUUAGGAUAUAGAAUACCCCAAGGUACUUUUGUAACAUGUCCUAUUUACGAUCCAUUAAGAAAUCCAGAUUACUUUAAAGAGCCAAACAAAUUCAUUCCAGAGAGAUUCAUUGAGGAACCAACUGAAUCCAGAGUGAUUAGUGAAUUAAGCUUUGGAUAUGGAACUAGAAAGUGUCUGGGAAUACGUCUUGCCAAGGUUAUUUUAAAGACAACGAUCAUCUCAUUAUUCUCACAAAUGUCAGUAGAGUUUCUAAAUGAACAGAAAGAAAUGAAUGACUCUUUAGUACCAAACCCCAAAGUUUUGUUCAAAGUGAAGUUUUAUCCACAAACAAAAGGAAUAAAUCCACAAGAAUAA
Molecule: messenger RNA, 2613 nt
Organism: Heterostelium album PN500
Lineage: Eukaryota; Evosea; Eumycetozoa; Acytosteliales; Acytosteliaceae
Gene: CYP556A1
Product: cytochrome P450
Exons: 6
Coding region: 1-2613 (870 amino acids)
Molecular function (GO): monooxygenase activity; oxidoreductase activity, acting on paired donors, with incorporation or reduction of molecular oxygen; heme binding
Source: RefSeq, a predicted model, not a curated record